AUGACUUCCUGGCGCGAUGAGUAUAUUAAUGCUCUACAAGAGCGCGAUGAGCGAGAACAAUCUAGCUACCAAAGAUUUGAUCCGCAGUUUAUAGAAACUUAUACCCAGCUCCUCGACCGAGUCUCUGCCUUGACCGCAGCAGCGGCUGCUCAUGGUGUCUCAUCCACCCCCGCAAAUCCCUCAUCUCUCUCCUCUUCCUCCACAUUUCAAAAACCUUCCUCCAAAAGUGCAAACCAAACUCAACUCACCCCCUUCUCCGAGAUCAUCCAGCUCCGCGCUUCCUUGGCAGAAGCACUCCGUUCCUCCUCGCACUUUCAAUCGCGCCUAAAAACUACUGAAGCUUCUCUCCAAGGUCUCUGCACUAAAAGUGCUUCGGAAUCUAAACAAAUUGAGAUCUUAACUCGAGAACGAAAUAUCAUGGAGAUGAAGAUCAGGGAUAGAGAUGAGGAGCUAAGGGCCAAGACCAAGGGGUAUCAUGAUGUGCAGGAUGAGAUGAUAUCUCUGAAUUUGCAGCUGAAUAUAGCAGAACAGAACACGAAGAGGUUGAAGGCGGAAAACAAAGAGUUGAUUGAUAGGUGGAUGGCGCUAAAGGGGAGGGAAGCAGAUGAAAUGAACAGAACGUUUGGGACCUGA
Molecule: messenger RNA, 633 nt
Organism: Sclerotinia borealis F-4128
Lineage: Eukaryota; Fungi; Ascomycota; Leotiomycetes; Helotiales; Sclerotiniaceae
Source: the annotation of a GenBank genome assembly